Molecule: messenger RNA, 681 nt
Organism: Lentinula edodes (shiitake mushroom)
Lineage: Eukaryota; Fungi; Basidiomycota; Agaricomycetes; Agaricales; Omphalotaceae
Exons: 4
Coding region: 1-681 (226 amino acids)
Source: RefSeq, a predicted model, not a curated record
AUGGAUAUCAUUUUUGCAAGUAUCGACAAUAGUGACUCGGAUCUACUUGCGGAGGCCGAGGUGGGUAUUACGUUCUGGCUUGGAACACAGCCAGUUUCUUUCUAUAUCGGCGCUCCAGAACAUAACAUCCGUUGGACUUUUGAGUCUGGUAGUCCAGGUGUACCUUUGCGCUGUCGCUUGUUUGGCAUCGUCGGUCGCUUUGUCGGAUCUACAUCUGAUUUGGGAACGGGGCCAAACAUCUAUCCUGUGUUGGAACUAGUUUAUCCCAAUAAACCAGGUGAUAGGCUUUCGGCAACCUUUUUCAAUCAGUUGCAGGUCUUGCAUGACCAGGUGGAGACUGACAUGAGGGGGUGCACAGAUGUCCAGGUUAGAACUUGGUCAACAAACGCAGCCGCGUUGUCGACCGAUGGAUGUGUGAUCUACGUUCACAUUCAUCGUGAUGCUACUAUUUCUGGAGUGGGUGCUCUUGCUGCCCCUAGGUUUCGUUUCCCUGUUGACGAUGUAUCGUGCAUCGUGAAAGAGCGAUUUCCUCUACUGCGAGUCGGGGCAUUCAUCGAAGCAACUGUUUCAUUGCAUCGGGUGGAUAAUGUGGAGUCAGGGAACCGUCAUUACUCUUUAGUCGCAGACAAGAUCGAUGUGAUCAUGCAAAAUGUUAGUACGAGAUUAGGGGUCCUUGUCUAA